Daldinia childiae is the source of this 864-nucleotide messenger RNA. Its product is annotated as putative oxidoreductase YciK. Lineage: Eukaryota; Fungi; Ascomycota; Sordariomycetes; Xylariales; Hypoxylaceae. The coding region runs from base 1 to 864 and encodes 287 amino acids. The record is from RefSeq and is a predicted model, not a curated record. Gene Ontology annotation, molecular function: oxidoreductase activity, acting on the CH-OH group of donors, NAD or NADP as acceptor. The transcript is spliced from 4 exons.
AUGGCUGCUCCUGUACCAUCCCCGACGCCAACUUGGCACAAUGAUACCUACGCAGCUAUCUCCCCGAAGCGGCCUGAACUUAGUGCUGCGGGGAAGACUGUCGUGAUUACCGGCGCUGGGGGUGGCGUCGGCCGCGAAACUGCGCUCGCAUUUGCUGAAGCUGGAGCUUCUUGCAUCGUACUUCUGGGCCGCACUGAGGAGACCAUCAAGACGGCGGCUUCUGCGCUUCCUAGUUCCGUCUCGGCUCAGACCUUUGCGGUGGAUAUUACUCAAGAAGAUGCGCUCCAGCGAGUCGCGACUGAAGUCGGAACGUGGGAUAUCCUCAUCCAUACCGCUGGUUAUAUCUCUACUCCGGGCCCCAUCGCUUCCUCGGAUACCAACGAGUGGUGGCAAAGCUUCGAGACAAAUGCCAAAGGCACAUUCCUCAGCAUCAAGACCUUCUUGCCCACGGCGAAUAAGACACAUGCUACCAUCCUAGCCCUCAAUACCGGCACCAUUGCGCUCCCCAGCGUGGUCCUGCCCGGCCUGUCCGCCUACAUGGCGUCGAAGCUCGCCGAGACUAAGAUCAUCGAGUUCUUAGCCGCGGAGCAACCGAAUAUCUUCGCAGCGACGGUGCACCCUGGUCUGAUCGAGUCGGAUAUCUUCCGGAAGAGCGGCGCGAAGGCUGAGGCUGUGCCUUUGGAUAAACCCCAACUCCCAGCCCAUUUUCUGGUAUGGUUAUCCAGCCCCGAAGCCAGCUUCCUGAAGGGCCGCGCUGUGUGGGCUAAUUGGGAUGUGGACGAGUUAAAGGGACAGGCUAAAGCUAUAGAGUCGGGGAUACAAUUUACGAGUGGUAUUAAUGGCUGGCCGUUCUCUGCUGCGUAA